Messenger RNA from Pelobates cultripes (western spadefoot toad), 363 nucleotides. NCBI's taxonomy places the organism in Eukaryota, Metazoa, Chordata, Amphibia, Anura, Pelobatidae. The record is from the annotation of a GenBank genome assembly.
AUGUGCUUCAACUUGCGGUUCGAUAAAGAAAGUUUCCUGCAAGCAGUCAAGGGGCAAACCCCUUAUACCUUUGAGGAAAACCAGCUAAGUUUCUUCCAAGACCUCAGCCGCCAAACUCUGCAAUGGAGAGCCUCCUUCAAUGGAAUAAACUCCCAACUCCGAGCUGCAGACAUCCCAUACAAAUGGGGUUAUCCAAGGGCACUCAUCGCCGAAAAAGAUGGCCACCAAAGCUGGCUGACAUCACCAUCAGACACUGCAGCGUUUCAACAGUCCUUGGGACUUACCGCCACACAGUCUGCUCACCACUGGGAUGUAGCCAACGUGGCAGCCUUUACCCUUUUGAGAUCUACGGCACCCGGCUGA